CUUGCUUGCCACCUGUCACCACACGAUGCUGGGAGGCCUGGGGAAACUUGCUGCCGAGGGCCUGGCCCACCGCACCGAGAAGGCCACCGAGGAAGCUGUUCAUGCUGUGGAAGGGGUGGUCAAGGAGGUGGUGGAGCACGCCAAGGAGGCUGGAGAGAAAGCCAUUGCCGAUGCCUUAAAGAAGGCCCAUGAUACAGGGGACAAUAUGGUGAAGGAAGUCACUGAGACGGUGACCAACACAGUCACAAAUGCUGUCACCCAUGCAGCAGAAGGCCUGGGCAAACUGGGACAGUGAGCACGUCCGCCUCCAGCGGACUCUUCCUGAUUCUCAAUAAAAAGCUGUGAAAUGU
Callorhinus ursinus (northern fur seal) is the source of this 350-nucleotide messenger RNA. RefSeq names its product family with sequence similarity 25 member A (gene FAM25A). NCBI's taxonomy places the organism in Eukaryota, Metazoa, Chordata, Mammalia, Carnivora, Otariidae. The record is from RefSeq and is a predicted model, not a curated record.